GAGGUGCUGUAUGCAAACACGUCCAAGAGAGAGAUGGCAACGUCAACGCGCAUAAUGAUGAGCCCAUGGAACCGUCGGAUGUGAACGCGCUUCUUCCUCCCCUUGGUGAUCGACCCCUAGGUUUACAUAUCUGAUCAUCUGACAUUGAUCGGCGCAGCUCACUUCAAGAGACGAGGAACCGAAGCAGAAGCUCAGAAAAAAAUCAUUCAGGUGUUCUCCUUUUGGUCUACAGGAGGGACGAGAGGAGACUGACUGCGCUUCCCCGCAUCAUCCUCUUCCUCGCGCUGCCGAUUCCCCAUCACAAUGGCUCUGACCAUCUGCACCAGAUUCACGGAUGAAUAUCAGCUUUUUGAGGAGCUCGGAAAGGGCGCGUUCUCUGUCGUGAGGCGAUGCGUGAAGAUAUCAUCCGGCCAAGAGUAUGCGGCCAAAAUCAUCAACACAAAGAAGCUGUCAGCCAGGGAUCACCAGAAGCUGGAGAGAGAGGCCAGGAUUUGCCGUCUCUUGAAACACCCGAAUAUUGUUCGACUUCAUGACAGCAUAUCGGAGGAGGGCUUCCAUUACCUAGUCUUUGAUCUGGUUACUGGAGGUGAGCUGUUUGAAGACAUUGUAGCAAGAGAGUACUACAGUGAGGCUGAUGCCAGUCACUGCAUUCAGCAGAUUUUGGAGAGCGUUCAUCACUGCCAUGUUAAUGGGAUUGUCCAUCGGGAUCUGAAGCCUGAGAAUUUGCUGUUGGCCAGUAAGAUGAAGGGGGCGGCAGUUAAACUUGCUGACUUUGGUUUGGCCAUAGAAGUCCAGGGCGAUCAGCAGGCAUGGUUUGGUUUUGCUGGUACUCCAGGGUACCUGUCCCCGGAGGUCUUGAGGAAAGAUCCUUAUGGUAAACCUGUGGACAUGUGGGCCUGCGGUGUGAUUCUCUACAUUCUGCUGGUUGGAUAUCCUCCAUUUUGGGAUGAAGACCAGCAUCGCCUCUAUCAGCAGAUUAAGGCUGGUGCUUAUGACUUCCCUUCUCCUGAGUGGGACACAGUGACCCCUGAAGCUAAAGAUCUGAUUAAUAAGAUGCUGACUAUCAAUCCUUCCAAACGCAUCACAGCUGCUGAAGCCCUCAAACACCCCUGGAUCUGCCAACGCUCCACUGUAGCCUCUAUGAUGCACAGACAGGAAACCGUGGAGUGCUUGAAGAAAUUCAAUGCCAGAAGGAAACUCAAGGGUGCAAUUUUGACCACUCUCCUGGUCACAAGAAACUUCUCAGCCAAGAGCUUGUUGAACAAGAAGACAGAUGGUGUGAAGGUUAACAACAAAACCAACCUAGCCAGCAGCCCCAAAGACACAGGCCCCGCCCCAGCACUGGAGCCACAAACUACCGUGAUCCACAACCCAGUGGACAGAAACAAGGAGUCUACAGAGAGUGCCAACACGACUAUCGAGGAUGAGGACCUUAAAGCCAGACGCUUUGGAAACCUCAGCAUUAAUUCAAUCUGGCAACCCGCGGGCCGCCCGCAAAACUCCGAGCCCAAGCAGGCGCCCAACUCCUCGGUGCAGACUUGCCAAGUUAUCAAUAAAGCUCGAAAGCAGGAGAUCAUAAAGGUGACCGAACAGCUGAUUGAAUCCAUAAACAACGGCGACUUUGAGGCUUACGCAAAGAUUUGUGAUCCUGGUCUUACUUCCUUUGAGCCAGAAGCUUUGGGAAACCUGGUGGAGGGACAUGACUUCCACAGGUUCUACUUUGAGAAUGCUCUGUCCAAAGGUAAUAAGCCUGUACACACUAUCCUGCUGAACCCCCAUGUGCACCUGAUCGGGGAGGAUGCGGCAUGUAUCGCGUAUAUCCGUCUGACCCAGUACAUGGAUGGCAGUGGGAUGCCACGCACCAUGCAGUCAGAGGAGACCCGCGUCUGGCACCGUCGAGAUGGCAAGUGGCUGAACAUACACUUCCAUCGCUCUGGAGCCCCCAGUGUGCCCAUCAAGUUUUGCUGAUGUGUGUUUGUCUGUGUAUAUUGUUGUAGUUAAUGGAAUAUUAAGCUUCAAUAUUUCCCCAACUGAGGAGAAACCAUCAGCAAAAACCCAACCGUCUGUCAGUCAAGCUGAAGGUGUGUCUCCUAAGCCACACCUUCUUUCCAACAACCACGCCCCUCUCCCUUCCCCCUUGAGGGUCGUUUACAUGUUAUCGCACAUGGACCAGAGAGUUCAAGCGUUUUGCUAAAGGUCAUCACGUACACCAAAACCCGUGGGCCAUUCGCAUAUAUGGACAUUAUUAAAAGGAGUGUAUUUUUAACAUUUUAUUUUCUUUCUUUUUUUAAGCUGUUUUGGUAUGCAUUUUAAAUGUAUAGAUAUGUAAAGAGAAUCACCUUUCCCCAAGUCUGUACUGUAUUUUUAUGUCUAUUUAUGUGUGUGCAAUAUAUCAAAUUUUGAAAGAUAAGAAUGUUAAUAUUGAGCUUGCUAUUGUUCUGGUGAUGUACAUAUGUCGUGAUCGUUCAGAUAAAAAAUGAUAAAAUAAAAAAUCUUUAAAAAAAAAAACAACAACAAAAAAACUUUAAGAAACUUUUAAAAAUACGUACAUUAAAUUCUGGCUUACAGCAAAAUUAAAGAUUUUAGUAACCGCUGUCAAAAAGCUUUGUUUAUAUUCGCUAGCUUACAAUGUUUGGCUCCUUGAAGAUUCUGAUUUACUUUACUUGAUUUAAGAAAACUGCAGAAUACUAAUAAGGACUGUAUGUUUACCUUUAUGUCAUAGAAUAUGAGAAAAAAAACACAAUAUCAAUGAGAAUGUAGCAUAUAUGAUACAUCAAACUGACAAGCAUUGGGUAAAUGCAUGGAGGACUAUUUUUUGAAUGACCAUGCUGUUUUUUUUUCUUUAUUUAUGUUGUGUAAUUCAUGGUUUCCUUAUCAAAUUGUGUUUUAUUUCUAUCAAUAUCAUAAGGAUUUGAUACAAUAAUGAUGAUAGUGAAUAUCAUCAUUAUGAUCCAACAUAUCUAUAAGUAUCACUAUCACCCUUCCUUCAGAUCUAUGUAGCUUAAUUUUCCUAUACUGAGUGGCUGUGAAAAUAUCCUUUGACUUUAUAUCAUGGCUGUAUGAGAAAAAUAAAUAUAAGUAGCUUAUGAGAAACUACAUGUAUCAUUUUCACACGACGUUUGUGAUUUUUAUUUAUCCCGACAUUAUUUUCGCCAAAAGCAAGACGAGUGAAAGUGAGCUGAGCCUGAUUUACAAGCAUGCACACUGCCCCCUAGUGGCGACUUUCUGUCUGUGCGCCACUCAAUCGGAAGAUGAUGUUUUGUCGGAAUGGAACGGUCUUCCGUGAGGAAAAACCUCACAACUACUGGACUAUGCCAACACAGUACUUUCCGUUUUCUCCAUGUUCCUUUUUCUCUUCUUAAAGACAUUUCCUCUGCUGAUACUUACAAAACCUCGACGCCAAUAUGAGGAUGUGAAGAACUACAUAAUUUGUUGCCAUGGUGGCGCUAGCAAAUCAACAUAUUUAAUGAAAACUACAAUAAAGGUGUGAUAUGUACUGUA
Megalobrama amblycephala (Wuchang bream) is the source of this 3501-nucleotide messenger RNA. RefSeq names its product calcium/calmodulin-dependent protein kinase (CaM kinase) II delta 2 (gene camk2d2). Gene Ontology annotation, biological process: protein phosphorylation. The transcript is spliced from 22 exons. The coding region runs from base 304 to 1968 and encodes 554 amino acids. Gene Ontology annotation, molecular function: calmodulin binding; ATP binding; calcium/calmodulin-dependent protein kinase activity. The record is from RefSeq and is a predicted model, not a curated record. NCBI's taxonomy places the organism in Eukaryota, Metazoa, Chordata, Actinopteri, Cypriniformes, Xenocyprididae. Gene Ontology annotation, cellular component: neuron projection; cytoplasm.